Messenger RNA from Hydra vulgaris (swiftwater hydra), 396 nucleotides. The record is from RefSeq and is a predicted model, not a curated record. Lineage: Eukaryota; Metazoa; Cnidaria; Hydrozoa; Anthoathecata; Hydridae.
AUUUAGUUUUAACAAAGUGAAAAAAUGGAAGCAAAUUUAUUUGAGCUAGUUCGGAAGCAUGAAGAGACGAAACUUCAUAGAAGUGAUAGUUCAAUAAUCUGCACAACAAAGAUUUGGUUGCUAGAUACCGAAUAUAUUCAUAACGAAUUUAAUGAUCAUUUCUGGGGUAAAAAUUGUAUUAGGGAGAUAUGUUUACGACCAUUAAACGAUGAUUCGUGUUUUCACGCACAAGUGUGGCCGUGUUUCACCUAUCAAAACUUGGCAACAAAACACCAAAAAGCGUUUGAUCAUUGUCAUAAAUAUGUGCACGGAUUGACAUAUGAUCCAAGUUUAUUGUGCAACUCUAAAAGAAUUUUUUGUACUGAUAUAUACGACUAUUUGGGAACACAUUUUUAA